Phytomonas sp. EM1 is the source of this 729-nucleotide messenger RNA. NCBI's taxonomy places the organism in Eukaryota, Euglenozoa, Kinetoplastea, Trypanosomatida, Trypanosomatidae. The record is from the annotation of a GenBank genome assembly.
AUGCCACCGAAACGCGCAGCGACGGUGAACGCCCUCCGUGCGGCCUUCCCGGAGGAGCUCAGCCUCGCCGCGGUCGAGCGAUGGGCGGGGGAGACCCCGGAGGAGUUGAAAUCCCUCCUCGAGGAGCUCCGCCGCGCGCGGGAGGGGGUUUCUCGACGGCCGUACGUCAACCCCGCCGCCGCGGAGGAUUCCCCGCGUGAGCUGCUUUCGCUCUUCCAACGGUAUGGCGCCCUCGCGGAAGGGAUUUUCCUCGCCGCCGAGCGGAUCCGCGGCGUCGUGGAGCUUCGCAUCCCGGAGCUCAAAGAGGAGGAUAACCUCGGCGUGGCGGUGCAGAACGCGGUGCUGCGGCGGCUGGAUGCCGUGCAGAAUUACCUCCUCGCUGGAAAUGGCGGGGAGAAGGAAGGAGUGCGGCCGAUGGCGGGGAUGUUCGUCGCGAAGGAAUACCUCGCCGCGCGCGCGGGAAUCGAGGAAAAAAUCCUCCCCAAACCCGCCAAACCCGACGGUGGGGAGAAGGGAAAAGAGGAGGGAAAGGAAGGGGAAGCCUCUUCGGGGACGAAGGCGCCCUCGGCGAUUUUGGAGCUCCAGCAGCUCGACUACGAUGCGCUUUUGAAACUGGAGCUGACGAUCGAGCACCUCCUCACGCUGCUCCUCGCCUUUGUGAAUACGUACAUGCUGAACUGGAAGAAGCUCAUCCAGCCCCGAUCGAACACCGAUACGAUGGUAAGUUAA